AUCGCCAUGAUGUGCGCUCUCUGACCAAAAAUAAGCACUCAGUAGUAAAUUCGCAACCGUUCAUGAAACAUGCAGAGAUUACUGAUCUGCCUGACCCUUUCUACGUGCCUGUGCAUCAGCGUCUGGGCAACGGACGGUGUAAAGGGCGGACAUCGGCCACGCUAUCCUACAAGCGGAAGUCAUGUCGGUACCAACACUUCGCAAAGCGGUCUUUGCUAUAAAACGGUGCCAUACAGCCAUGUUUUAGCUUUGAACUCCAGCGGAUCGCCGUACAAUACCAUUCCUCAACCGCCUGGAGGCAGCUCUCACAACGAGCAUGGCUUGAUCACCAUCCUGGACUGUUGCGAUGGCUACCAGCGCAACGUGACAAGCGGUCUGUGCGAGCCGCACUGCGAUCUCGGCUGUUUCGGGGGUCGCUGCACAGGGCCGAACAUUUGCAGCUGCCCGUCGGGAUGGCGCGCCGAGGACGGCGUCUGCAAGCCCGUCUGCUCGUACCAGUGUCAGGAGAACGCCUAUUGCUUCACGCCCGAGGUAUGCGUGUGCAAAUUGGGCUACGACGAAAUCAACGGCCAGUGCAAGCCGAUCUGCCCCGACGGAUGCGGGAACGGCGAGUGCGUGGCGCCGCGCGUCUGCAGAUGCAGAUCCGGAUACACUCUGAAUGAAUACAGGGAGUGCAUACCCGCUUGCGAGGGCGGUUGCGCGCACGGUGAAUGCAGCGGACCGGGUGUAUGCACCUGUCACGAAGGAUACAUCAACCCUCCCGGCGAUCGCGAGUCCUGCGUUCCUCACUGCCCGAGCGGCUGCAACGGCGGUGACUGCGUCUCGCCGAACGUUUGCAGAUGCAGACCUGGUUUCACGCGCGAUCACGCGAGAGGCUGCGCGCCGGAUUGUCCAAGCGGUUGCGACGAUGGCCAGUGCGUCGCGCCCGGUGUUUGUAGCUGCAGACCCGGGUACACGCGGGACCGUUACAGCGGCAGAUGCGUCCCGACUGGCGUCCCGAGCUCGUCACAGUGCGGACACGGGCACAUCGAUCCCGACACCGGUAGGUGCAUCCCGGCGCCGCGGCCCUCCAUCCCGGGCUCAUCGCAAUGCGGACACGGAUACACCGUCGAUCCCGACACCGGCAGAUGUAUCCUGGCGCCGAGGCCUCCCUCCAACCCGGAUGGAACAGGAUGCGCGCACGGAUACGCCUUGGAUCCCGAUACCGGUAGAUGUGUCCGCGUGCCGACGAUUCCGAGCUUCCCGUCGCAAUCCAACGACUGCAGGUACGGCUGCGGGCCGAACGGCAUCUGCGUCGGACCCAAUCGCUGCACCUGCCAACCGGGAUUCGCUAUCGAACCGGACACCGGUAGAUGCGUUUCAAUAACGUCCCACAACGCGACGUCCUCGCAGUGCAGAUACGGCUGCGGCCCGAACGGUCGGUGCAUCGCACCGAACGUGUGCGCCUGCGAGCCCGGAUUCCACGUCGAUCCCGAUACCGGAAGGUGCGUCCGACACGAGGGAGACGGCACGGACGCGAACUCGUGUCAGCAUCCGUGUCUGAACGGCCAAUGCACCGGGCCGAAUCAGUGCACCUGCAAUAGCGGAUACACGUACGACGAGCAUGACGUCACGCGCACCAAAUGCGUGCCGGUGUGCGUGGGUGGAUGCUUGAACGGCGUAUGUACCUUACCGAAUUAUUGCAUAUGCAAUCCCGGAUAUAGGAAGGCGCAUGUCAAAGGUGGCCGGCCGAGGUGUGUCCCGCAGGAAAAACAUAAUUUAACAUAUUUAGCAAUCAUGAAGUUUUCUCAUGUUAUAUUAAUUCUUGCGGUUCUACGAAACGGGUUAAUUAUUGAAAUUCUGGGAGAUGUAUACCGCAUGAGAGGUAUACCGACCUGGGACAUAGGAAAUUGUAGUAUAAUAGCCAGUUUUUCACAAUCCCGAUUAGUUUCGUAUUUAGAAACAUAUCAAGAACGAACAUGGGGCUUUUAUUAUAGAACCAAGUUUCGAAGAAAUUAUAGAACCGAGUAUCACACAGAAUAUCAUGUAAUACAGCAUCGGUGCUGCAUCGGAUAUGAAAUGAAUAUCUCUGGUGACAAAUGUGAGCCAAUUUGUACGCCUCAUUGUGGAAAGGGUAAAUGUAUCGAAAUAAACAGAUGCUUAUGUGAUAUCGGCUACACUUUUCAAAGAAAUAUAGUUAGUGAUUCAGCCUGUGUCCCUAAGUGCGAUAACUCUUGCGUGCGCGGCAAAUGUACUGCACCCAAUACUUGCACAUGUGACAAUGGAUACUCCUUGAGUACCGACGAAUACACCUGUGACCCCAUCUGUCAUCCACCUUGCAGUGAAAAUUCAUAUUGCUCUAAACCCGAUAACUGUACUUGCAACAAUGGCUACUUCUUAACAAGCACGAACGAGUGCGAACCAAUUUGCAGCGAAGCUUGCGUCAAUGGCAUCUGUGUCGCUCCUGAAAUCUGUAGCUGCUUCGAGGGUUACGCAUUUCUUGGGAACUCAAAAUACAUCUGCGAGCCGGUCUGCGAGAAAGCUUGCCACAAUGGGAAAUGCACUGAACCUAGCGUAUGCACAUGCAACGAAGGAUUCCGAUUAAUCGGCGACGAAUGGCCGAAACACAUCUGUACGCCUUACUGCGAAACUUCUUGCGAACCCUUUGGCAAAUGCACUGCACCGAAUGUCUGCACUUGUUACGAAGGAUAUCAGUUGGCUAAUACGACGCAGACUGAGCAAAACAGUAUGAAAGAUUUUGCUGAUAACUCGGUGUGCAAACCAAUUUGCCUGACAGCAUGUGUGAAUGCAUUCUGCAGCGCUCCCAAUACGUGCACUUGCAACGACAAUUAUGAUCAGUCAGAUAACGAUCCUACCGUUUGCGAACCGAUUUGUAGCCAUAAUUGCGUCAACAGCUUCUGUAGUGCACCCGAAACUUGUACAUGUAAUAAGGGCUACAAACAUUCCAGUUCCAACAACAUAUGCGACCCAUUUUGCAAAACUGAUUGCAUCAACGGGCAUUGCAGCGCGCCAGACAAAUGCACUUGUAAUUUCGGCUAUCGACCAACUGAUGGCAACUACACGAACAUCUGCGAGCCCAUUUGUAAUCCGAGUUGCAAAAACGGUAUCUGUGUCCAGCCCGACGUGUGCAAUUGCGACCUGGGCUAUCGUCAAUCGACACACUUUACAAACGUGUGCGAUCCUGUUUGUCACUCAGCUUGCGAAACAAACGGAAUCUGCGAGGCACCCGAUUUGUGCGUUUGCAAGAAUGGGUAUCGUAUGGUAUAUUACGACGAGGAAAACAUUCCGUUUCAAUGCGAGCCAAUCUGCAGUGUCGAAUGUGGCAAUGGCACAUGCACGGCGCCAGAUAUCUGUACGUGCUCCGACGGUUAUCAAAACGCAAAAACGGGCACAUGCGAGCCGAUCUGUUCAAUAUGCGACAAUGGCACGUGCGUUGCACCGGAAGUUUGCGAAUGCAAUGACGGGUUUUCCCUUGAAGAUAUGAAUGUUAAAAUCUGGGAAUAUCAAUCCGCUUCCGAGAAUAAACCGCAAAACGGAAGCAGAUGCUUGCCGUAUUGCGAAAGUUGCGAUAACGGCGAUUGCGUGGCACCCAACGAGUGCCGAUGUAACGCUGGUUUUGUGCAAAUAGAAGGUGCCUGCGUGCACGCGUGUCAAGGUGGUUGCGGCAGCCACGGCGAGUGCAUUGAUAAACUUAUGGCGUGCGAAUGCAAUUACGGAUGGUCCGGACUGCAUUGCGAUCAACCAACUUUAUGUGUUUUAACAUUGAGUGACGACGGAAAUCGCACAGAGCCAUUAACAAUCAUUGAGGAACAGAAUGCUACGAUUGAGUAUGUUCUAAUAAAUAAUCCAACAUGUUCUGAAUGUAUCAAUGAAAUAAACAACGAAACUGCGUGCUUUAAAAUAUACAUCAACAGCACGGAGGAUGAAACACAAAUUGGUUGUUUAAUGGAUAGAGUAAAAUGCCUCGCAUUAAGAAGUCAAUAUAAAUUUAAGUGGAAAAAAAUUCUCAAAGUAAGUGGAAUCAUAGGUGGUCCUAUAAUAUUGCUGUCAUGUUGUAUGGCAAUAGCAACAUAUGUGAUACUACGAAAACGUCAAAAUAGAGAGAUAAAUUUAGGUAAUGCACAGACAGAGCACAGACAUGGCGCAUCAAUGCAAGAACUAAUUGAACAGAGUGAAAGUAAUUCUUAAUAUAAAAAUUACCAUAAAAUUUUAAUACAUAAUUUUCAAACUUUGUGCAAU
Molecule: messenger RNA, 4239 nt
Organism: Linepithema humile (Argentine ant)
Lineage: Eukaryota; Metazoa; Arthropoda; Insecta; Hymenoptera; Formicidae
Product: fibrillin-1
Source: RefSeq, a predicted model, not a curated record